Molecule: messenger RNA, 4336 nt
Organism: Myxocyprinus asiaticus (Chinese sucker)
Lineage: Eukaryota; Metazoa; Chordata; Actinopteri; Cypriniformes; Catostomidae
Product: ADP-dependent glucokinase-like
Exons: 8
Coding region: 347-1855 (502 amino acids)
Biological process (GO): glucose metabolic process
Cellular component (GO): endoplasmic reticulum
Molecular function (GO): ADP-specific glucokinase activity
Source: RefSeq, a predicted model, not a curated record
UUCGCUUCACGGAUAUGUAGCUGCAAUGCUAACCAGUUUUCCAAAGACAAAAGCACUAUUUAGAAAAAUAUAAGGAUUAAACUCUGAAAACGAAACGCAUUUUGGAACAAAUUUGCUCUCAAACUAUUUUAAUUUGCAAGUUUAUCCCCAAGCCCUAUGGGGUUUUGAUCUGUAAAUACUUACUAUUAUCAUCUGGAGCGAGUGGAUUGACUCGUCACUACAAGGGACUCUUUUCCUCAAACAACAAGGGCAACACAACUCCACUUCAACCUCACACACACACACACACACACACAGUCUCUGUCUCGUGUCUCGCGUUUAUCAUCUGUCAGAUAGUGUUGAGGUCAUGUGGAGAAAGGCUGUGCUGGUGGCAGUGUUGGCGUUUGGGAUGGGAUACCUGUACCACACCGACCCAGAACUACCAGCUCGUGUCCUGAACUAUGUCAGCAAAUCCCUGCUGCAGGUGCAGCCGAGUGGUGGGUCCGAGCCCCGCCCCCAGAUCCUGGAGGAGUCCAUUGCCCGCGCCUGGCAGACCCUGAUCAUCGCUCCUGCCCGUCGCUGGGGCAGAGUCGCUGUUGGGGUGAAUGCCUGUGUAGAUGUGGUGGUUUCUGGGGUGGGGUUGCUCCAGGCUUUAGCCUUGGAACCAGGAUCAGGCAGGGACCAUGAGGUGCUACACAGCAAAGAAGACCUGAAAGAAGCCUUCGUCCACUACAUGGGAAAGGGUGCAGCCGCAGAACGCUUCUUCUCCGAUAAACAGGUUUUUCAAAGGAUCGCACGGGCGGCUGCGGAAUAUCCCGGUGCUCAGCUCUAUGUAGGCGGAAACGCUGCUCUGAUUGGCCAGAAAUUGGUGUCCCACCCCCAGCUAGUGGUCCUGUUGUGUGGUCCAGUGGGGCCGAAGCUUCAUGAAUUGCUGGAUGAACAGAUCGUGGUCCCGCCUGAAUCUUUGCAGGAGACGGAUGAGUACCAUCUUAUCCUGGAGUAUAAAUCAGGUGAACAGUGGGGUUCCUCGCGAGCGCCUCAGGCUAACCGUUUCAUUUUGUCCCACGACGUGUCCAACGGUGAAAUGAGUGCUCUGGAGAUGUUCGUAGCCAGUCUGGAGGAGUUUCGGCCCGACCUAGUGGUUCUUUCUGGGCUGCAUAUGAUGGAAGGAAUGGGUCGGGACCUCUGGGAGAACCGACUGAAAGAGGCAGUGGUGGCCAUCUCAGAUGUGAGGAACGACAUGCCCAUCCACCUGGAGCUGGCCAGUAUGACGGACAAAGACUAUAUGAACAGAAUCCUGCAGGAGCAGGUCGUGCCCAUCGUGAACUCCAUCGGUCUGAACGAACAGGAGCUGCUGUUUUUGGCACAGUCGGGAGGAGGUCCUCACGCCGACCUCACUUCCUGGAAUGGCAUACCCAACGUAGGCCGCGUCAGCGACAUCCUCAUGUGGAUUCUGGAGCAGCACGGUCGGGCAGACCCAGAAUCCGAAGCUGAUCUAACCAGGAUCCAUUUCCACACACUGGCGUACCACAUCCUGGCUACAGUGGACGGCCACUGGGGAAAUCAGGUAGCAGCGGUGGCCGCGGGUGCCCGUGUUGCUAGCAGUCAAGCGUGUGGUCUGCAAACGGUGGAUAUUACUAAGGUUGUCCUCAAAGCUCCUUUAAACUUCUACAGUUCUUUCUCAGAACCAAGAGAGAGCCUAACGGUGGACCCGACGAGACCAGUCACCGCGUGGCGAAGAGGGAACGUUUUGUUCCAUCUAACGCCGGUCUUGGUGUGCAAACAGCCACUUAGGACGGUGGGACUAGGGGACGCCAUAUCAGCAGAGGGACUUCUGUAUUCUGAGAUCGUGCCGCAGGCUUAUUGGGAAAUUUAGGAUGUCUUUGAGGUCAAACUACAAUCUUUUUGAAAACUCUUACUUGCCAUUAGAUCCUCUUCCUUGGCUAGAGACUUCCAAAGCAGUUCUAGGAAUCAAAAUAACAGGAAGAGAACAUAUUUUCAAGGUGUUCUAGGAAAAAGACUCAAGUUCAUUCAAGUUCUGGCAUGCAGUUCAAGUGCUUUGUCCUCGUCCCAGAGACUUUGUUGUUCCUACUUUCAUCUGAUUGUGAAAGAUUGCACUGGAUGCAAUAAUGUAAGCCAGCCUCUAAUCCUUUUUUGUUUUGUUUUUAAAAAAAAAAAGGAUAGUACAGCCAUAAAGGAAACUUUUGACAUCAUUUACUCACGCUCUUGUCAUUUUAAGGUCAUAUGACUUUGUAUGUCCAAAAGUGCUCUUAUUUAGAAAUGGAGACGGAUGGUGUUAAGCUCCAAAAAUGACAACAAAGAGCCAUGAAAGUAUCAUAAAAGACGUCCAUAUGACUUGGACACUAUAUUCCAAGUCUUCGUAAGCCAUACGAUGGUUUGUGUGUGGAACCGACCAAAAUGUAAGUCGUUAUUAGUUGAAUAUCUGUUUGAAAAGCUCUCAAAUCUUGUUCAAUGCUAAUAUGGCGCAUCAAGGCGGACGGUUUGUCGUCAACCUGGAGCAUCACAUUCUGGCCAUAUUUGAAUUUGGAGUGACAUGAGGGCGAGUAAAUGAUAGAAUUUUCAUUUUUGGUGAAACUAUUCCUUUAACUUUUUUUAGUCACACCUUUUAAAUACACAAACACUCCUUUUAUUUGACGGUUAGAACUUGGUGUAUGAAAGUUAAUAACUAGACAGGUCAAACUUUGGUGUUGGCUAGACAAAGCCUUUCUGACAGCUAGAUACAUAGAUAAUCAAGUAGACCUUCAGAUAAAACCUUCAAAAAGAUUAUAUUGCACACUUAAGCCGUGAUAUGGCAGACCUUGUUUGUGUUUGUUUACAUGAUAAUUUUUUGACGGGUGGAGUUUGAAUUAACGAGCUUCCCGCUGGUCCGUUUGAACAUUCUGUCAAUAUUAGUCUAUGGGAUUUUUCAGAUUUUUUUAAUGUCCGCUGAGCGAAAACUGUACGGUUGGAAAGUCUGUGCCAUGUUUGGUGAAUGUAGCUUGAAAGCUCAAGGAGUCGUCACAAUUGAUAAUUUUGAUCUUGGUUUAGGGAUUUGGGGAAAACUUUGUCAAGCCAACGUAAUUAUCAGAAACCAAAUGUGUCGCUUUAUUUUGGCUGUGAUUUUUACCUUAAAAGUAGGCUUUAUUUUCUUUAAAGGGAUAGUUCAUCGAAAAAUUUAAAUGAUGGUAUUCUCCCAUACAAUAAAAGUGAAUGGUGACUGAUGCUAACAUUGUGCCUAGCGUCACCUUUUGUGUUCCUUUUGUUUACCUUUUGUGUUGUAAAUCAUACCAGUUUGGAACAACAUGAGAGUGAGUUAAUAAUGAGAGAAUUUUCAUUUUCAUUUUCAUUUUUGGGCAAACUAUCCCUUUAAGCAAAAUACAUAUUUGUUUUGUAUGAUUAUCUCUUUUGAUUUGGGGGUGAAAUCUAACCCAGACAUUUCUUGAUACUAGUAGGUGCUUACUUGAUGGUAUUGUGGCCAUUAUUCAGUGCACAUAAUCUUAUUUAAAUAUUAAAUACCACAAAUUACUCUUGUCUUAAAUGCAUCUUAAUACAUGUUCUUAAGGGAGCGGGUGGGGAAAAUAGCUGUAGGUUUUUGCCAGCAUCACCAUUUGUUCACUCUUAAUUUUGAUCAACAGAAUAUCUGUUUGUUUACGUUGGACUUCUGGUGAAUCAUGUACUGUAGGUAGCAUUAACAAUGACUGUUGAGAUUUUAUAAUACUUCCUGUUUUUAAGAGUCAUAAAUACAGAUCGUAAGUUGUUUGUAGAUGGUUGUGGGCCCUGUUGCUUUGAAAUUGUCCUCAAUUACUCAUACGAGUAGAUUUUAACAUGAAUGGGCCCUGUUUCCUUUCUCAAUACAUGCUCCUGGUCUUAUUGUGCACGAUUCAUUCGUUUACAUUAUUCCAAAGGAAAAAACAACAAUUUAAUCGUUAUCUUUCAUCAAAAUGUAAUAACUUCAUUUACGUCACCAAGCCUCAGUCUUAACACUCCAUGUUGAUUGCAACACUGUUCGUUUCUCAGCCUCCAACUGGCAAUAUUGUAAAUGGAAUCAAUUUUUAUUAUGAUGUCAUAAUGUGUAUUGUACUAAUGGAUAAACAAAACACUGUUUGAAUCAGUUGUUCAAACAUGGGAAAAGGUUAAUGUUGUUUUGAGAAACUAGUACGUUUGUACAUCCAUGCAAGUUAUAGACCAAAAAGCAAAGUCUUUUAACAGUUACUGGGCAAAACUAAGUCCUUUAAUCAUAACGUUACGACUAGAAAUAUUUAGCUCUGUUAACUUGAGUAUGGAAUAUUUUUAUAUAAAUAAAUCUGUUCAUCCAAUUAUGAAAUGGCUUUGCGUUUCCUUUGUAUUAGCAUGCCGU